This is a messenger RNA of Trematomus bernacchii (emerald rockcod), 4577 nucleotides long. RefSeq lists its product as uncharacterized. The record is from RefSeq and is a predicted model, not a curated record. Lineage: Eukaryota; Metazoa; Chordata; Actinopteri; Perciformes; Nototheniidae. Gene Ontology annotation, molecular function: GTP binding. The coding region runs from base 21 to 3578 and encodes 1185 amino acids. The transcript has 6 exons.
CAGAGCCGAAGCAAGACCGCAUGCAGGUCAGUCACCUUAGACAAAAUUACAUCAAAAACUUCUCGUCCUCAGGAAAGCUGUUUUCAGAAGAGCACAGGAUGGCGACUGCAAAAUCAGAUCGUCCAUAUCCUCUAAAGCGCCGGAGCAGCCUUGAGUGGCUGCCACCUGACAUGUCUGAGCUGAGGGUUGUUCUGCUGGGGAACAGCUGGUGUGAGAGGAGUUCAGUGGGGAACUUCAUACUGGGAGGGACUGUGUUCAACACUGAGGAAGAACUGGACCACUGUCUGAGAGUGAGUGGAGAGAUGGAGGGGAACAAAGUAGUUGUGAUCAACACCCCAGAUCUGCUGCACGCCAACAUCUCUGAAAACAAACUGACAAAACAUCUGGAAGACUUUGUUAGGCUCUCUGAUCCUGGACCUCAUGUGUUCCUGCUGGUUCUACAGCCUGAAGACUUCACUGAGGGACACAAACGGAGACUCUGCAGAGUCCUGGAACUCUUCAGUGAUCAGUCAUUUGAUCAUUCACUGAUGCUGAUAUCACCAUCCAGAGAGGAGGGUUCAGGUUUAAUGGAACAAGACAUGGAACAACCCCCAUUACAAGACAUGAUCAGAAAAUGUAGAUACAGAUACUUGAAGUGGAAGAACCUUCAACUUCCAGAGCUGUUAACACGUUUGGGUCAAACUGCAAAGGAGAACAACGGAGAGCCUGUGAGCUGUGAUGUGUUUGAGGACACCACAUCUGCUUUACCUGGUGAUCAUCUAAGUCAAAAACCAAAGGAAAUAUGGCAUCCCCUCACCCUCACCGAAGCUGUUAAAGCUGCUGGGCUGCGUGCGGUUAAGACAAUCACUGCACAAUUCCAAUGGUCAAACCCUGUGACUGACACAUCUGCAUUCAGAAUUGUGCUGUUGGGAAACAGUCGAGACAAAAAGCAAAGAAUCUGUAACUUUAUAACCGAGGGCAAAGGUGUUAGUUUCCCAAUAAACAUCUCAAGCACACAAUGUGGGACAACCCAUGGAAAGUGGAAAGGAAAACAAUUAACAGUUCUGAAGACUGCAGACAUGUUCAGUCUUUGUGAAGAGAGCACGAGAAGAGAGGUGAAGAGCUGUGUGAGUCUUUGUCCUCCUGGACCCAAUGUCCUUCUGCUGUUAGUGAAGCCUUCUGAUUUCACUGAAGAGAACAGACUAACACUGAAGUUCAUCCUGAGUCUGUUUGGUCCAGAAGCUUUUAAACACUCAAUGGUCAUCAUGACACACAAAGUGAAUCAAAGAGAAGAGAAGUCCCACAUCGUGAAUCAGCUGCUUGAAGACUGUGGAGGAAGACUCUACAACAUGGUUGAACAGAGCCAUGAUUCAUUGAUGGAGAAGAUUGAGAAGAUAGUGCAUGGAAACAAAGGAACGUUCCUCACCUUCACUGAAGACAUCAAACCAGCUUUGAACCUGGUUCUGUAUGGGAGGAAAGGAGCAGGGAAGACUUCAGCAGCCAAGGCCAUUUUAGGUCAGGCAGAGUUUCCUUCAGUCUCCAACUCCUCAGAGUGUGUUAAACAUCAGGGAGAGGUGUGUGGACACAGGGUUUCCCUGGUGGAGCUGCCUGCUUUGUGUGGAAAACCUCAGCAGGAAGUGAUGGAGGAAUCAUUCAGGUGUGUCUCCCUCUGUGAUCCUGAGGGCGUCCAUGCCUUCAUCCUGGUCCUACCUGUGGGUCCCCUCACUGAUGAAGACAAGGGAGAGUUAGAGACCAUCCAGAACACAUUCAGCUCUCAAGUCAACAACUUCACCUUGAUUCUGUUCACUGUGGAGUCAGAUCCUACAGCUCCAGCUGUUGUUAACUUACUAAAGGAGAACACGGACCUCAAGGAGCUGCGUCAGAGAUGUGGAGGAAGACAUGUUGUUCUCAACAUCAAGAACCAGCAGCAGAUCCCAGAGCUGUUGGAUGCUGUGGAAGAGAUGAGAGGUAAAGGAUCUAGGUGCUUCACAAAGGACAUGUUCACCAAGGCUCAGAUGGAGAAGGUUGUAGAGGUGGAUAACACUAACAGAAGACUUAAAGCUGAACUGCAGGACGUUAAAAAGAAAAGUGAGAUGGGAGAUGUUGAAGAAAGUCAGAACAGAGAGUGUCUCAGGAUGGUGCUGAUUGGGAAGACUGGCAGUGGGAAGAGUGCAACUGGAAACACUAUUUUGGGCAAAAAACCUUUUACAUCGACUCUAAGCUCAGAGUCAGUGACCAAGUUUUGCGAAAAAGAAACAGGAGAGAUUGAUGGACGACCUGUCGCUGUGGUGGACACCCCCGGUCUGUUUGACACCACACUGUCCAAUGAUGAUGUUCAACAGGAGAUGGUGAAAUGCAUCAGCAUGUUGUCUCCUGGACCUCAUGUGUUCUUACUGGUGCUGACGAUCGGCCGAUUUACACAAGAGGAAAAAGACACAGUGGAACUGAUCAAGAAAUGUUUUGGCAAGAGAUCUGGAGAUUUCAUCAUCGUCAUAUUCACCAGAGGAGAUGAUCUGAAGGGUGAACCGAUUGAGAGUUACAUAAAACGGUCCGGUGACUUUUUGAAAAAACUGAUAAAUGACUGUGGAGGGAGAUACCUGGUCUUCAACAACACAGAUCAGACAAACCGCAUGCAAGUCAGAGAGCUGAUGGAGAAGACCAACAAAAUGCUGAAAGAAAAUGGUGGCAGCUGCUUCACCUCAGAGAUGUUCCAAGAGGCCGAGGCGGCCAUACAGAAGGAAGUGGAGAAGAUCCUGAAGGAGAAGGAAGAAGAGAUGCAGAGACAGAGGGAGGAGCUGCAAAGAAAACACGAGGAGGAAAUGGAAGAAGUGAAGAGAAGAACGGAACAGGAGAGAGAUGACAUUCAGCAGGAGAGAGACAAACAGCUUCAGGAGAUGGACGAAAAAAUCCACAAGGAACGAGAGGAGAGAAGGAGGGAAGAGGAACGGAGAAGAAAAGAGGACAUGGAGAAGAAAAGGCAGGAUGACAUUACAAAAAAGGAAUGGGAGGAAAAACUUGAAGGAGAGUUGGACGACAAAAAAAAAGAGAUGAGAAAUCAGAAAGAAGACUGGGAGAAGGAGAGAGGAGAAUGGUGGGAAAAACAACGUCAAGAAAAUGAAAAGAGACGACAAGAGGAGCAGACAAGACUUCAGAAGCUGCAAGACGAAUACGAGCAGGAAAGAGAACAACUUGAAAUGAAAAGAAGAGAAGAAGAUCUAAAGAGAAGUGAACAGAAGGAGAAGGAGGGACAGGAAUUACAGGGAAAACAUGAGAAAGAAAAGGAGGAGAUGAAAAAUAAAUAUGAAGAGGAGGCCAGAAAACAAGCUGAAGAAUUCAACGGGUUCAAACAGGAAUACUCCAAGGACUAUGCCGCCUUGGUGGAGAAGCACAUGGAGCAAAUAGAGGACCUGAAGAAAGAGCAUGAAGAACAAAAGAAACAGUCCCAACUGCUACAAGAUCUUUCCAGACACAAUGAAACACAAUUGCAAAAGACAAAAGAGAGUCUUGAAAAAGAUAUAAAAGAAAUGGAGGAAAAACAUGAAAAAGAAGUCGAAGUACUAAAAAAAAAAUACAAGGACAAACGGUGUGUCAUCGCCUGAUCUUCCCACUGACUCGUGCUCAUCAUGAUGAUACCAGAUGGAACAUCAUGUCAACUUCAUUCAACAGCAGGUUUCUGGAUGAUACUUCUCAACAGGGUCCAAUCAGGAGACUAAGAAAUACAAAACCAAUUGUGACAUUUUCACCUUGUAAAUAUUUUUAAAUGACGAUUGCACAGUUUCCAAACAGUUUUAGUUUUUUUUGAAGCCCCGAAAAUGUUUUUACUGAUUGCAAAUGUUAGCUUUAAAAACAACUUUUUACUUUGUUUAUCUGUUGUAAUAUUCUUCUGGACACUGUAUGUGAGCACUCGAUAACGUUUGUUGUAUUUUGUAUUAUCAACAUAAACAAUUUUGCAAGUUAGAGAAGUCAUCUAUAUUGAGUUUAUGUGUCCAAACUCAUUCUAUCCCUGUGUAAAAAUGACUGGCUCUUAGCUGCAAUAAUCGUCACAGUAAAGCUGCGUUCACACCGGAUGCGAUGAGGUUUUUGGGGGUGGCGCGAUUACAUGUAAAGUCAAUGCAAAGACGCGGUGCGAAUUAAGCGGUUGACGCGAAUGCCGUGGCGCGAUUGAGGCGAUUGGAGGGGGCCGCGACAACCGCUCGAGUUACAUUUGUUCAACUCGAGCGUCAAAUUCGCUUGACACGUUCUCGCGGUAGCCAAUCCGCAGUGAGGAUCUCAGCCUGCCGUCAUUGACGUUGAAACAGAAAACCAAAACAUCAGCCGUUAGCUGUUAGCACUCAGAGCUCACAGCUCCCCAUAUAUUUUCAGAAACUGGACGAAAGUUAAACAAGUACAAACCACAGACUGUCAGUGUCAUGGUGAAUACAGUCGCUGGUUUAUUUAUGUCUGUAGGCCGUUGUUGUGAGUGUGGACGGUCGGAGCAUAACGUUAGCUUAGCCUCAUCGAUCCAUUCUCCAUUCAGACAACAGGCAUUUUAAAAGGUGUUUCGCCUGCCGUCUGUCUGCAGACUUGUCAAAGCAUUAAUUCAUGGUUUUUACUAACCG